GCGUAUCGUAUAUUAUAUAUAAUGCCAUUUACGACUACAACUUCUUCACCUUCAGCGAAUCACCCACUGGCACGCUCCCUGGUGCUCAGAUGACUUCUUACCUCUCCAUCCAGAAUGACACAGAUAUCACGUUUGCCAUCAAAUUGGGAAAAGACAUGGAAGCCGAGAAGUGGGCCAGAAUCUUCACGACGGUGACGGAUAAAGCAAGCAGUGUCGAAGGGCUCCAAGAACCUAUAGGCGUUUCGAUGGAUGCGCUGGCUAGUCUUGCAGAGAUGGCUGCUGUCGCACCAGGCACUGACAGUGCAUUUCGUACCAAAGCAUCGUCCUAUAUUGCCAUGCAAAUUACCAAGCAUGUCAAAAAGGUUGCUAACAUGCAGCUGCUCGAACCAGGCAAUAAUUGGCGUUCUGACCCCAUGAAAUGUGGAGAGUGGCUGAUAUGCCACUGCUUUGCGGCCCGGGUCAAUCCCAAAGAUUCCAGCCAGGUCCUGAUAGGCUCCGUGUACAUGAGGCCAAUCAACAGUGGUGAAACAUACACGUCCAUAAAUAAGUACAACAUCUCCGAUUGGGUCGCCAAGGAUGGCUGGGUGGAUGUGAGAUCCAUUGUUCUCCCGCCAGAAGUCAUCCAAAUACAGACUCUACACCGUGGCGGCACGG
This is a messenger RNA of Volvox carteri f. nagariensis, 654 nucleotides long. RefSeq lists its product as uncharacterized. The annotation marks the transcript as partial. Lineage: Eukaryota; Viridiplantae; Chlorophyta; Chlorophyceae; Chlamydomonadales; Volvocaceae. The transcript is spliced from 3 exons. The record is from RefSeq and is a predicted model, not a curated record.